Molecule: messenger RNA, 1456 nt
Organism: Harpia harpyja (harpy eagle)
Lineage: Eukaryota; Metazoa; Chordata; Aves; Accipitriformes; Accipitridae
Exons: 4
Coding region: 115-741 (208 amino acids)
Source: RefSeq, a predicted model, not a curated record
GGCACAGCUCCUCCGCUCACCCCAAAACGGGGGGCCGGCAGCGGGUCUGCAGCCCCCCCCGGGUCCCAGCCGCCGUGACGCCAACCCCGGCUUCUCCCUGCUAAAAAGGACACCAUGGUCCCGGGGGGCCCCGGCUGGUGCCUGCUGGUGGGGCUCUGCGCCCUUGUCCCCCCCGCCGCCACCCAGCGGGGACCAGAAGAGGACGUGACAGCCAGCGUCAGGACGGAGGAGUUGGGGUACCACCUCGCCCAGGAUGGGGACCCCCUCCGGGACCCCCAGCGCUGCGGCAUCACCUUCCACGCCCCCAGCCCUUGCAGCCCCCGUGGGCCGCCCUCCUCUGCUUCCCGCGAGGAGCUGGAUCACCUCAAGAACCUCUUGCAGGACACCAAGGCCAGCCUGAAGGACGUGGAGAUGGCGGCCACGCUGGAGGACAACCAGACCCGCUACCAGGACAUCAUCACCGAGGCGCUGCCCGCCAUCCACGGGGCCAACCUGGAAUUUCAGGAGAGCCUGGAUAACGUCCGCAGGGAGCUGGAGGCUCACGUGGCCGAGGCCGAUCACCCACGGACGGCCGAGAAGAAGGAGAAGCUACGGAAGGGCGUUCGCGUGGUGGCCCACAUGCUACGGCUCACCGGCCGCCUGGCCCAGACCCUCGAUGCCACCUCCCGCCGCCUCCACGCCGAGCUGAGCCGGCGCCUGCAGAGCUCGGCCGCCCACGCCGCCCACGCCGCCGAGCCCUAGGACGGCGGGGGACGGGCUCCGCCGUCGCCCCACGCAUGGCCUUGCUUGCUGCUAGCCAGCCCCGUGUGCCAACAGCUAAGCCAUCACACCCGAAGCCUUGCCCGAACCGGGCUCCAGCAGCUCCCCAGAGGGUCUUAAAAAUUAACCCCAGCUCUUUUGGGGUUUGGAUGCAUCUCGCCGGUGGUCCAGCAGCAUCACCGCCCGCCUGGCAUGGGCAGAGCUGCUGCCGGCUCCGGUUAAGCCUUUGCCCUUGGGAACAGCUUGUCCAGGCUUGGAAGAGCCUUUUUGCCCCUGGGGGGGGGGUAAGGGGGGGAGGCUGGGUCUGGAGCUGCAGGCAGGGCGGAGGGGAUGGGGCUGCCCUGCCUGCACAGAGCAGGGCAGGCAGCGGGCAAACGGCUGGAGACGAAACGGCCUGGCAAUAAAUUGAAGCUGGCAACUCGAGCGCUCCCAACCCACUGAGGUUUGGGCAGCGGGAAAAGAGCCGGAGGCAGAAAAUCCCUCCCGUGUUUGUAAGCCCGGAGGUUCUCCCAGGAGGCUGGAGGGAAUGGCCAGGGUCACCCCGGCACGUCGGGCUCGGGGCACCCCGCUACCCCCAUGGUGCACCCUAAGGAUGGGCAAGAGGCAGGAAUACCCGCGGGCAGCGGCAGCGGCACUUCUGCAGGAGCUGCAGGCAGCGAAAUAAAGAUGCAUUGCGCUCUGCCAGGCGUCAGCGUUA